This is a messenger RNA of Labeo rohita (rohu), 3835 nucleotides long. RefSeq names its product rho-associated protein kinase 1-like. Gene Ontology annotation, cellular component: cytoplasm; cytoskeleton; cytoplasmic stress granule. Gene Ontology annotation, biological process: mitotic cytokinesis; actomyosin structure organization; regulation of cell junction assembly. Gene Ontology annotation, molecular function: small GTPase binding; Rho-dependent protein serine/threonine kinase activity. Bases 125 to 1393 code for a protein of 422 amino acids. The transcript is spliced from 12 exons. Lineage: Eukaryota; Metazoa; Chordata; Actinopteri; Cypriniformes; Cyprinidae. The record is from RefSeq and is a predicted model, not a curated record.
AGAAAAUGAAAGCUACUGUAGAUCUUGGUUUGGCCGUCCAUCAGCAUCUCCACUUUCUGUUUUUGAUUCUUUUGGUGGAAUAAAGAAAAGAAGGAAGUCACUAUCUACUCAGUUGGACCUCACCAUGUCGAAGGCAGAGUCGGAGCGGUUGGCCCGCACGCUGCAGGAGGAGCAAAAUUUUCAACUCUCUCAGGAGCACAAGAAAGCUGUCUCACAGUACAAACAGGAGAUCUCAGAGAAGGACUUGACCAUCGCACAGCUUGAGGAAUCCAAUAAGUCCCUUACCAAAGAAGUGGAGAACCUCAGUAAGGAGAAGACAGAACUGAACGAGAGACUCCAAGCUCAAAAACAAGAGUUUGCAGCAGAGAAGGAGGAGCUGGCAAACACAAUAAAGACAAAUUACGAGAAAGCUCUUAAUAUAGAAAGAGCUCUGAAGACCAUGGCGGUGAAUAAGCUGACUGAGAUCAUGAACCAGAAGGACAUGAACUUGGAUCAGAAGACGAGAAGCAGCACCACUGACCUGCGCAAGAAAGAGAUCGAGAACCGCAAACUACAGCUGGAGCUCAACCAGGAGAAGGAGAAGUUCAACCACAUGGCCAUCAAGUACCAGAAGGAGCUGAACGAGAUGCAAGCGCAAUUAGCAGAGGAGUACACAUAUCGCAACAAGUUCCAGAUGGAACUAGACAGUAAGGAGAGUGACAUUGAGCAGCUUCGAGAGAAACUGAAUGACCUGCAGCUCAACUCCAGCGUCACCAGCCUGCAGCCAGACGAGACAGACAGUAACAUCGCUGAAUCAAGACUUGAAGGCUGGCUUGCCAUACCUAAUAGGGCUAAUAUAAAAAGAUAUGGUUGGAAAAAGCAGUAUGUUGUGGUCAGCAGUAAAAAAAUUCUCUUUUACAACGAUGAGCAAGACAAGGAGCAGUCCAACCCUUCUAUGGUACUAGAUAUCGACAAACUUAUCCAUGUGCGUCCUGUCACGCAAGGUGACGUUUAUCAAGCUGAGGCUGAUGAAAUUCCAAGAAUAUUCCAGAUCCUGUAUGCGAAUGAAGGUGAGUGCAGGAAGGAAGCAGACCUGGAGAGUGUUCCUCAGGGUGAUAAGACCAACUGCUUGCCCCACAAAGGCCAUAAGUUCAUCCCCACCCUCUAUCAUUUCCCCUCAAACUGCGAGGCUUGCUCCAAACCGCUGUGGCACGUCUUCAAGCCUCCGCCGGCCCUGGAGUGCCGCCGAUGCCACGUCAAGUGCCACACGGACCAUCUGGACAAAAAGGAGGAUGUUAUCUCUCCUUGCAAAGUUAAUUAUGAUGUGACAUCGGCCAGAGACAUUCUGCUUCUGGCCUUGUCCCAAGACGAGCAGCAGAAAUGGAUCAGUCAUCUCAGGAAGAAGAUUCCUUAGAUGAUAUUCAGUUGUAAAACUAAACAUCUGAAUUGAAGGAUCUGAUGAUGCAAACUUUGUGUUUUGCUUCAAGAGAGCAACCAUACAUUUGUGUUGUGUUUUACUUUCUUUUUAUUAUUAUUCUUCAUUUAUUCUUCAUUCAUUUAUUCUUUUAUAAUCAUUUAUCAUUUAAUCAUUUUAUUAUUGCAUUUAAAAUAUAUAAUCAUUUCUAAUAAUCAUUAUAGUCAUUUAUACAUCCAUUACAUUGAUUCUUUAAUUGAUUAGUCAUUUACAUUAUAUUAUUGUUCUUGUUUUACACAUUUUUCCAUUGUUGUUUAGUCUUAUGACUGUGUGGUUUCAAGGGCUGUUUUUAUUCAUGAAUAAGAGAUACAAGGAAAUGUUUAUGGAAACUCACUAUGGGAUAUUGUUGUGAAUUAGUUUGGUAUAACACUACUUAUUGGAUUUGUGUUCUUCAGACGAAGUCAGAGCAUUGAGACAUACAUCGGCUCCUUUUUAUGAUUCAUUCACAUCUUUUUGGCUGAUAGAAGACUGUUUACAUUUCGAAACGUGUUAUUCAUAGCGUGAGCACUUACAAAUUCAAGUGGAUCGGAAUUUGUAAAACUGUAAUAAAUAAUGAAUACAAAUGACAAAGCCAGAUUUUUAAGUUGUUUAUUUUCAUUGAGCUGAAAAGCGUAAAAUUGCGCUUCAUUUUAGAUCCGUUCUCCACUCCGGUCAUGACAGCAGAUAUGGCAGUUUAUGUCACAGCAAGCGUUCUCCAUUCUAAUUUUAAUUUUGUUACCACCCCUCAUAGACCCCAUGCCACCCCUUUGCCACCCUAAAAAUUAUAUUCUAGAUCCGCCCCUGACUGUAAGUCACGUUUAUUAUCAUGAAACAUGCUGUGAUUUAUUCCAAAGUAUAAUGCAUUUAACAUCAAAUAAUCUUAACCCUCUAUGGUAUGGUGUUGCCAUAUGGCAACAAUUACUUUCUACUUAUUUCCUUGUAAUUCUGAAAAAAAUACAAUAUAAUGCAAUAUGUUAAUUAAAAGGGCCGACCUUAAGGUAGUCAAUGAUAUUUUUAUGUUUUAACAGUCCUUCUGUUUUUAAGCCACAUGACAUUUGAAUGUUCCUCCAAACACUUUUUUUCCACUGUCACCCCAACAUGGAGGACACCUGUUGAAGUGCUCCAGAAAUUGCUCUGUAAACCUAAUUUCUGAAUGUCUCUUCUCAAGGGAGAUUGUUUUGCAUCAUCUUUGGUUAGUAAAUUACAUAUUUUUAUUCAGAAAUCAAUAUUAUCUAUUUUUCUGUAAAAUGAGAAAAUAUCAAUGUUGCCAUAUGGCAACACUGUACCACUAUGGAAAAAUAGGUAUGUUGCCAUAUGGCAACGCUGUACCACAGUGAAAUUGAAGUAAUGUAUUUCCCCAUUGGGAUUUUUUAUAGAUAGUAACAUCAACAAUUUGAUUGUAAUAAUGUAUUUAUUUAGAGUGUUUAUUGUAGUAUAUGUGUAUUUAUGUAUAGAUAAGGAAAUUAUUUAGUCUUUGCAAAAAAUGAACAACAAUAUUUUACGGAAAGGGCAAUAGGAAGAGUGCCGAGUUGCCUCUUCCAUGUGAUGACAGUGAGGAUGAGUUAGCCUUCAGUGACCAUAAUAAUGACUGUGUUUGUGCAUGUGUUUAUGUGUCUGUAUGUGUGUGUGGCAGAUUUCAAUGGAAAUUAAGACUGGAUACAUCAAUUUCUAAAAGAAAUGUGCAUGUGAAUGGAAAAGUAAAUCAUAAUUUAAUAGAAAAAGUCAUUUUGGGCCAUUUUCCAUUGUGGUACAUUGUUGUACCCACCCUUACUAAAUACUGCCUUUUAGAAUGUCCUGCGACUGGGGACUGGGGUGUCCCGUACGCCACUGAGUAUUAAGUUGUUUCUGCUGCUGGGGAAAGAAAUUCAAGUGAUGGCGCUGGCGCUGGCGCCUCGCGCGCUCACACAACAUAUCAGUGCACUGUUCAUUAUCAAAGUAAAACACCGUCAACCGAACAUAUAAAAAUGUAUUAUGCUUAAUGAAUUUUAUCUUUUGCAUAUUAUUAUUUUGUUAUUUUACUUGCAUAUGAGGACCUGACUGAGGAAGACUUCUUUACAGAAAUAUUUUAGCAGGUAAAUCGCAAACAGGUUAUGGAAACUUUGGACUGAAUGAAAAAAGUCCAACUUCUGUGCAGUUUCAGUGUGGAUUAAAAUAAAUGCCUUUUGCCGUUUAAAAUAAAUGCUGUUUGUAAUGGCACUAUUUUUAUAUAGGCUAGCAUAUUUUAUGUUUUGUUGUUGUUUGUUUUUUGAAUACCAUUCAUUUAAGAAUUUGCCAUGAAGUGAGGUGAAGUAGCCUAAAUGUUAAUAGUGUUUAUGUGUACACGGGCAGCGCAGAGAGAACUAACAGCUUGCUCUGGAAGUUUAGUUGGCAGAGAAAAUAAAACUCAGUUUUAUUUGACAUCAA